AUGUUGAAGCUUAAACCAUCGUUGAAACUUACUCCAUCUCUUAUAGGUCGUGCUAUUCGUUCCACACUGGAUGAUGAAUCAACAGCACGACAUACCGCACUUCUCCAGCAGCUCUGCGAGAAAUCAAAAAGUGUUAUUCGCGAGUUGGAUGGGUCCAACGACUUGACCUUUCUUCGUCUCCGCACAAAGAAGAACGAGAUCAUGAUCGCACCUGACAAAGACUAUUUACUAGCCAUGUCCUGGCUGUUUGGAAUAAAGCCCGCAACACCACCGGAAAUCCCAUCUGAUUUCAACCCACCUCAAGGUGGUGAUCCAAAAGAUCCAGCCGGACAAGGGAAGCAGCAACAGCAGCAGUCAAGAAUGGCGUACUCGUUUGACUCAACUGCGCUGGAGCGAGCUGCUAAAGCUGCAAAAGAACUGGAAAGGUUCCCCAAUGCGAAAGAAGCUCUGGAACUCAGUCGAUUACAAGAAUUGACGCGGCAAAAGGAAGUGGAACAGCAAACAAAGCAAUUGGAGGCACAAAUACAAGCAAUGAAGUCAGAUCAAACCCGCAUAGCAGAAGAAGAACGUAGAAAAACUUUGAACGAAGGAGACAAAGCACGCACGAGCUAUCAACUCGCCAGAAAACGUGCUGAGGAAGAACUGGCUAUGAAGGCUCGGAUGCAAGAGGAAAGCUUGCGAAAACAGGAAGGAAAGCGUCAAGAAGCAAGAGGCAUUGAGAAAAGCUCUCAACACAAGUACGAGUUGGAGAAAAUCGAUGCUGAAACUCGAGCUCGUGCAAAAGCUGCACGAGAAAACCGUGACGUCAACCUUGAGCAGAUGAAACUUCACGAAGAGGAAAACAGGAAAACAGUAAUUCGAGAAAAUAAAGUAAGAACGAGUGGUGCUGUCCUUGGGGCGGGUCUUCAAGAUUUCUUGUCGGACAAAACGAAGAUGACUGCUGCUGUAGGUACUUUGACCGCUCUCGCUGUCGGAUGGUAUGUGGCUAAACGCGGAACAGGAGUUGUUGCUCGGUACGCUGAGGCUCGGUUGGGAAAGCCCAGCUUAGUGCGAGAAACCUCCCGCAUUACUCCUCUCGAAACGCUUAAGCAUCCGAUAAAAGUGGCAAAGAUGGUCUUUCGGCCCAAACAUGACCCCCUGAAGGGUGUUGUUCUUUCGGGUCUGUUCCGGAAUGUACUCUUCUACGGUCCUCCUGGUACGGGUAAGACAUUGUUCGCGAAGAGCUUAGCUCAGCAUAGUGGACUGGAUUACGCUAUCCUGACUGGUGGUGAUAUUGCACCCAUGGGACGUGAUGGUGUAUCAGCAAUCCACAAAGUUUUCGACUGGGCGCAAAGUAGUCGAAAAGGAUUGAUCGUGUUCAUUGAUGAGGCUGAUGCUUUUCUUCAGAAACGAUCAAAAGAGGCAAUGUCGGAAGAUACGCGUGCAGCUUUGAAUGCAUUCCUUUUCCGAACUGGUGAACAAUCCAGACGUUUCAUGCUAGUUGUAGCGUCAAAUCAACCGGAACAAUUCGAUUGGGCUGUCAAUGACAGAUUGGAUCAACUGGUUCAGUUUGAUCUUCCUGGCAGACCGGAGCGUGAGCGUAUAUUAUUGCAGUACUUCGAGGAACACAUCGCUAAGCCAGCAACUAGUGGUGCGAGGGGGCAACGUUUAAAAUUGGCUAAUUUCGACUGGGUAGAGAAGUGUGCGCAAGUUGCCGAUAUAACCGAAGGAAUGAGUGGAAGAGAGCUCAGCAAGCUCGUCAUCGGAUGGCAGGCAUCAGCCUAUGCAUCAGAAGACGGAGUGUUGACACCUGAGAUGAUUGAUAGGAAUACUAAAGAUGCAGUGGCUCAACACGAACAUAAGAUGGAGUGGCUAGAAAAGGAGCAGUUGGCUGCAAGAAACAAAGAGAUCGUAUUUGGAACAAAACUCAAAAGAGAAACUGCGGUGUAA
Cooperia oncophora is the source of this 1929-nucleotide messenger RNA. Lineage: Eukaryota; Metazoa; Nematoda; Chromadorea; Rhabditida; Trichostrongylidae. The record is from the annotation of a GenBank genome assembly.